AUGGCGACCUUCCAACAGUUGCUGGGCCCUGCCACAGCCCGGGCGACGCCCAGGCGGAACACAUUCUACCCGCCGGUCCCGCAGGCGGAUCGAGCAUUGCACAUAGCACCGCCGCCGAAAAGAUAUAGGCCCGAGCCGGCACUGCAGUUUGGCGGCCUGCCGCCACCGCCCCCUCCAUCGCUGCCGCGCAGCCUUGCAGGAUCUACUGCUACGCAAAUCAUCCCGCACAGCUCUCCUCAAAGCUCUCCGGCCACGCCACGACCGCCGCCGGCAUCUCAGACUCCUCUUGCGCCUCCCAGGCCGCGCACAGUCAAAUUCAGAACCAUGCGCAGCUCCCUAGCAUCGCGCAUGAACAUAUGCGGUACGCUUUGGCUGCAGCUAGUGUACAAGCUAGGCAAAGCCUCGCAUCUCUUGCAAUCGGUGGAAGCAGCCAAACAAGCAUCGGACCAUAUUAUGGCAGUAAUCCGCAACAACACACCAGGCACGCUGGAGCGAUAUCUCCGCAUUGCAUCGCUAUUCAUGGACUUUCUUUGCAGCUCCGCAGUUAGCUUCCUCGACGUCAGCCUGCAUUGCCUACUCGACUUCCUCGCCCUAGCCAGAGCAUCGCACAGCCAAGACCUUGAGAUCCAUCGCAUCAGCGCCGCAUCUUCUAUCAAAGCCCUUCGCUGGUUCGUAAGGCAAACGCAAUGGUCAUGCCUUAGCAACGCAUUAGACAGCCCGAUUAUACGGGCCUAUUCCCUCAAAGGCACUGCCCAAGACCGUCGCGAAGCACUGCCCAUCCCCUGGGCACUAAUCGCUGCCUGGGAGCAGCGCGUCUGUGACCCAAACGCCCCCGUCACAACUGUCGUCGUCCUGGGGGCUGCACUGCUCGCCAUCCACGCCAGUCUGCGCUUUGGCGACCUGCAACGCAUUGACUUCUCCAGCCUCUCGCUCUCCACUUCCGCAUUGCACGGCACCUGCUGGGCGACGAAAACUACAACGCAAGGCCAGCCAUUCGCAGUUACCCUCGCGGGUAUCACUGGCCGGUGCAAGGCCACCUGCUGGACCCUGCACUGGCUCUCAGCAUUGCACCGCAUCGUGGCAUCCUCAUCGGAAGAUCCGCCGGAUUUUCUGUGGUUCAGCACGGCACUAGACCAAAGCUUGGUCGAAGAGCUUGUCCCAGCAUCAUACUGCACUGCUCUGCUCAGCCUUAGAUACCUGGCCACCCUGCCAUGGAAGGCCAGCGGCAAUGGUCUCUUGCCCAGCGAAGCUAGACAACUCACCCUGCACAGCAUGAAAAGCACCCUGUUGGCAGCGGCCGCACAGCUACGCGUCUACAAAGAGCUACGCCUGGCUCAAGGACACCACAGGGACAGCGCGAGGCUCUACAGCCGGAAUGACACUUUCGACAGCCUAGACCUCCAGCACCGCCUCGCACAAGCAUUUAGCACAGGCUGGCGACCAAACCGCAGUGUUGCCAGAGGAGGCCAAGCACCCAUUCCAGAGCCUCCUUUUCACCUCCCAGCGGGGGAGCCACUGCAAAGCAUCACAGCUCAGGAAAUUCUGGCAGGUCCUUGGAAAGCUUUUGCAUCCAGGCACGAAGAAAUGCACGCCGCAUCGCAACAUCAUCCGGCACCUACACAGCUGGACCCGGCAUCGCAGCAGGCUACGCAGAGCUCGCCAGAUAUCAUUGAGCAAUUCUCGCCAGAAUCGCCAGACCCCAUCGCACCCUUCUCAGAUGAAGAAGCCUGGAUGGUGGAAAACGCGGCACUGCAACGCCAAAGCUCCGAAUCCUCCAGCGAAGCAUCAUCAGUGUCCUCCAAAGAACCCUUGCAAAUAGACUUGGAAGGACCAACACCGCUCUUUGCAUGCACAGGCCCCUGGGGCUGUUGGCACUCGCUUUGCCCCCCUGAUGAAUCCGGCGUGCUGCGCACAGCAUGCGGGAUCAAGCUAGGCACAGCCGCCUUCACUUCCAACGCACCGCCACAGCCUCAUUGCCGUCGCUCGGCUUGCGUCGCACUCCGCAAUGGCGCUUGA
Messenger RNA from Symbiodinium sp. CCMP2592, 2016 nucleotides. NCBI's taxonomy places the organism in Eukaryota, Dinophyceae, Suessiales, Symbiodiniaceae. The record is from the annotation of a GenBank genome assembly.